Molecule: messenger RNA, 495 nt
Organism: Microthlaspi erraticum
Lineage: Eukaryota; Viridiplantae; Streptophyta; Magnoliopsida; Brassicales; Brassicaceae
Source: the annotation of a GenBank genome assembly
AUGGAUCCUCAAUUGGAGGAAUUUCUCCGGACUCUCGAGACUCUAUCAUUAUCAGACGCUGCAGAAAUAACUUUUCUCGAACCUGUACUACCUCCAUUUCAGGAACAACCACCACUGCAAGAACAAACAUCAAAAAUUGCAGCAGAAGUUUUACAGGAUCUGGAUCAACCUAUGAGAUCGAUGUAUGAUCUUGAUCAGUCUAACCGUUUCGGAUCCAACAAGCGUAGAAUUGGUUCUUCAAUCGAAAUUGCUUCUGAUCCAAGUCAACAACUGUUCAGCUCAGUUCUAAAUCAAUCUUACGUCGGUGAAACAAGUAACAGCAUCAAUAGUGAUUCUAAUGGAGAGUCUCUAUCUCAGGUACAGUUUCCGAAUGUGGAGGACUCUAUCCAAUUCAAGACUAUUGAUUCUUCGAUUGAUAUUGCUGCUGCUAAUCAACAACUACCGAGGAAAAGACAGAGAAAAGGUGUGUUUGUCAAAGACGGUGACCAAAUUUGA